CCUCUUCACAAACCUCUACUGCUACAAUGAGCCACCCCACACAUUCUCUGUGGUGCUUCGCCACCGUCACCAUCACCCUCCUUCUAUUGUUGGCCUCAUCAGCCGCACAAGACGCGUACGCCACUCUCCCAGCCCAACAACAACUAACUCAAUAUCGACAAAGGAGCCUAGCAAGCCAGUUCCUAGUCCCCCAGAAUGCCGCACGGUCCAUGCUGCGGUUGCGUCCGCUGACGUGGAGUGCGAAACUCACGCGCUACGCGCAGUGGUACGCGAACCAGAGGCGCAACGACUGUGCGCUGCAGCAUUCGAACGGACCGUACGGCGAGAACAUAUUCUGGGGGAGUGGAACUGGGUGGAGCCCGGCCCAAGCGGUUGACGCUUGGGUGUCGGAGCGGCAAUACUACAACUAUUGGCGCAACUCUUGCGCCAAUGGUGAAAUGUGUGGACAUUACACUCAAGUUGUUUGGAGCUCAACUAGGAAAGUUGGGUGCGCUGUGGUUACAUGCAAUGGUGGAAAGGGUCAGUUCAUGACAUGUAACUAUGAUCCUCCCGGAAACUACAUCGGAGAAAGGCCUUAUUGAAAGUGAAAGCUACGUUUCAAGAGUGUGGCGGGGUGGAGACAAGUCAAUAAUGUCAUAGUCCCAUUAUUAUUGUUAUAGCUGGCUCUGUGUGCCAUGUGGGUUUUCAUAUGAGGCCUAUGUCUCUUGCCUUAAAUCAUUUAUGGCUCAUCUGUAUCUUUGUCUUUCUUCUCCUUGCUUAAUAUUAUACUAUAUACUAUAUAAUUUAACAUGUAAUGUUGUAUAUUUAUAAUUUAUUGAUUGAUUAUUAUUACUUGCUUUUUGGAAUUUCAAUUCUUAAGACAUGGGGAAGAAAUCUAACUGGAAUUAAGAAUACAAUGGGCACUUUUUAGUUUGGAUAGGUGCAAUAAUGUGGGUAGACAAAAAUUGGAAUAUGAUGAAAGGGUACAGACUGUAACGAAAUGACAUGGAAUAUUGGAAUUACAUAAUAGUAGACCAUUCAUAAUUAAAGCACGUUUGCUUCGCUUGACUGAGUUU
Arachis stenosperma is the source of this 1055-nucleotide messenger RNA. RefSeq names its product pathogenesis-related protein PR-1-like. The transcript has a single exon. The record is from RefSeq and is a predicted model, not a curated record. Gene Ontology annotation, cellular component: extracellular region. Lineage: Eukaryota; Viridiplantae; Streptophyta; Magnoliopsida; Fabales; Fabaceae. Bases 27 to 581 code for a protein of 184 amino acids.